GAACGCUUCGUGGGUGAGUUCUUCUCGGUCGCUGGAUCAGCUUUAUACUGCAUUUUUUAUGCAAACAUUUUGUUGGUGGCUGUUUCUGCAAUCAGCAUCUGCUUUGCCAUCGAGUUUCGUUCCUUCUUUAUUGAUGUAAGUACGUAUUGAAUUGGUACCAAUUUCAUUUGGUAUUUGAAUGGAAAAAUCAGGAAUGGCCGCGUCAGCAGCCAUGGAUCAAUUUGACAAAUCCAUGAAGAAACAAAUAGAAGCAAUUGCACGGGUUUUGCACUUAGUUAAAUCCUACAAAGAGGACUGUAUUUCGUGCAAAAUCGACGAGGGUCUGUAUUUGGGUUCCGUUGGCGCUGCAACUAACAAGUUUGCUUUGAAAAAGUUUAAUAUUACUCACAUUUUGACUGUGGCUGGUAAAUUGCCACCUGCACAUCCUGGGGAUUUUGUCUAUAAAGUUAUAGACGUUGCUGACAGAGAAGAUGUCAACUUAAAACAAUACUUCAAUGAGUGCUUUGAUUUUAUUGAUGAAGCCAGAAGACACGGUGGAGGUGUUUUGGUUCAUUGUUUUGCUGGAAGAUCAAGGAGUGUGACUGUAAUUGUGGCAUAUCUGAUGAAGACUCGUGGAAUGUGCUUUUCUGAAGCUCUGCGAUAUGUAGAGAGCAAACGACCAGCGGCAUCUCCCAAUCGCGGUUUCAUUGAUCAGUUGAAGGACUUCGAGAAAUCUCUUCAAGGUGCCCCUAAAUUGCAUUAGUCUUAUUUACAAUUGCAACCUGACUCGGUGCAUUAUUCCUCAAUGCACAUCAUAAAUCAUCUGCACAAAUGGUACAUUUACGUCUUAAAUAUAUUUCGAAUUGAUAAACAGCUAAAGCUAUCAAGAUACAUUUACGAUUGUACAAAACAUGAAAGAUCUUUUAUGUAAGGAAAUGAAAUUUGUAAUGAUAGUUUAAAGUAAAAGAAUUAACUUGUACACUGUUAAU
This is a messenger RNA of Abrus precatorius (Indian licorice), 968 nucleotides long. RefSeq names its product dual specificity protein phosphatase 1-like. The record is from RefSeq and is a predicted model, not a curated record. The coding region runs from base 179 to 742 and encodes 187 amino acids. Gene Ontology annotation, cellular component: cytoplasm. Gene Ontology annotation, biological process: protein dephosphorylation; negative regulation of MAPK cascade. The transcript has 4 exons. NCBI's taxonomy places the organism in Eukaryota, Viridiplantae, Streptophyta, Magnoliopsida, Fabales, Fabaceae. Gene Ontology annotation, molecular function: protein tyrosine/threonine phosphatase activity; MAP kinase tyrosine/serine/threonine phosphatase activity.